Molecule: messenger RNA, 1810 nt
Organism: Patiria miniata (bat star)
Lineage: Eukaryota; Metazoa; Echinodermata; Asteroidea; Valvatida; Asterinidae
Product: cytochrome P450 2J2-like
Exons: 8
Coding region: 1-1488 (495 amino acids)
Biological process (GO): xenobiotic metabolic process
Cellular component (GO): intracellular membrane-bounded organelle; cytoplasm
Molecular function (GO): iron ion binding; oxidoreductase activity, acting on paired donors, with incorporation or reduction of molecular oxygen, reduced flavin or flavoprotein as one donor, and incorporation of one atom of oxygen; heme binding
Source: RefSeq, a predicted model, not a curated record
AUGGGAACUGUUAGCAGUAGUGCUGCCGCAGCAGAAGUACCUGAUGGAAACUCAAAAAUCCAGCAGUACGGGCCAAGCAAGCAAUCCGGAUUUAGUCUACCGCCUGGUCCCAGAGGAUGGCCGCUUCUUGGUAACCUCCCUCAACUGAUGGGGUCGAGGAAACAGGCGCAAGAAACGAUCUCUGAACUGUCAAGAAGAUACGGCAAAAUUGUGAGAAUAGAUUUGGCUGGAACACGAGUCGUCGUCCUACACGGGCACCGCGCAGUCAAGGCGGCCUUCGCCCAACGGCAACUCAGCGCCAGGCCAAAGUUCCACAUCACGGACACCAUCAUUCCUGGGACAGGAAUCCUGGGAUCGUCUGGUAAUGAAUGGACCGAAAUUCGUGCGUUCAUCAUAACGGUACUAAAGGGGCAAGGGAUCGGCAGGUCAGGUUUUGAGCAGAACAUCGCAGCCGAAGCUGCGAUCCUCGCCGAAGCUAUGAGUCAGCACAACGGCAGGGCUUUCGACCCCAGGCACCUGAUCAGUAAUGCUGUGUCCAACAUCAUUUGCUCGGUGGUGUUCGGUAGAAGGUUCCAGUACUCCGAUCCAGCAUUCGAGCGGCUCCUGCGGCUGUUGACCGACAUGAUUGCAGAAGCGGGAGCUGGGGGCCUGUUUGAGUUUUCCCCUGUUUUCGUGAAACUGUGGUUCUUGCCCCCCUUGCUAAGCUAUAUCCGAGCGAUAAAGUCCUAUUACAGCCAUGUUCGUGUGCUCUUCCAGGAGCAUGGUCGGCAAGACCUUAAGGGCAGCCCUCGAGAUCUGAUUGAUGUCUUCUUCCAUGAAAAGCAAGAAAAGGAAAGGGUAGGCGUUAAAUCUCCGGCUUUGCAGACAGAGAACCUUCUCCGUAUCCUAACCGAUUUGUUCGGCGCAGGGACAGAGACCACUGCCACCACCCUCCGCUGGGCCAUGCUCUACAUGAUGGGGCACCCAGAGAUACAGAGUCGAGUCCAGAGAGAGUUGGAUGGUGUCACUGGUCGCAAUCGGCUGCCAAGAAUUGCUGAUAAGCCCGAGCUGCCAUACACCAAAGCUGUGCUGUGCGAGAUUCAACGCGUGGCAACUGUUGUGCCGCUUGGUUUGUCACAUCGGUGUUCUGAGGACACCACACUUAUGGGGUACAAGAUUCCCAAAGGGACAAUCAUCAAUGCCAACAUUUGGCACAACCACUUUGACCCGUUGGUAUGGGAGGAGCCUGAGAAAUUUCGGCCGGAGCGAUUCCUUGAUCGAGCCGGCAAAUUCCGGCCUCGCGAGGAGUUGAUCCCAUUCGGCACAGGUCGGAGAUCAUGUCCCGGAGAACACCUUGCGAAGAUGGAGCUAUUCAUCUUCUUCACACACCUUCUGCAUCAUUUUACUUUCAAGCGAGCCAACGAUGCCUCACCAAUCUCUUUUGAAGGGAGAAAUGGAGUUGUCUGGUCACCUUUAAACUUUCAGAUAUGCGCAGUCGCAAGAGAAUGACCAUAUAUAUGAUCAUUCUUUAUUUCACAACAAGAAUGUACAUAAAACCCAGGACACGGUUUCGAAACAGAAACGCAUGCAGGAUGUAGACAAACACGAAACAACACAUAGAGGAACAAAGUAAAAAUUAAAAGAAAAAUUAUUUUCACUGUACAAAUAUCUUUACCCUGGGGGGUAAAAAGUACAUUGCAGGAUUUAAAACGUUUCUCAAAAGCUAAAAAAUUUAACUUCAAAAUUCAUAUCUGUCGAAGACUAGUGCCUAUAGCUGAAAAAUUCCCAAAUCAAAUUGCCGGAAGUUUUCAAUGAUAAAAUGGUCACGGCA